AUCAAGAAUCGAGUUUGAUAUUGAUUCGGCAUGGUUUUAGGUUCGUCUGGUUGAUUUUAACUUUAUUUCCUUCUGGAAGACAUUUCAGUAGCCUGACCGUUCACAUUAGCCUAUUUUCAACGGACAACUGACGACCACAAUACAGUAGAGUUUUUAAAAAGUGAAAUUCUGAUUCCCGCUCUUUUCCAAGAUAUGAAUGUCCGUCUGUACAUCUUUUCACCUAAUCGAUAGAGAGUUAGCUUUUCGAAAGUCAUAUAGCAGUAUAGUGGAGGUGCUGACGUGUAAUUAAAAUACAUUAUUGAGAAGUCAACAUCAUGCCUGUUCCCUUCAUCAGGAUGUGUACAACGAGAUGUAAACGUCUCUAUACCUUAAUAGUGAUGAUCAUCACAGCCUUCCUUGUCCUUUACGCUAUGGUGUCCCUCGGAGGGAAUGAUGAGAAAAGUGAUAAUUUGGCGGAUGUGGUAAAGACACGGAGUGAAGGUGCCCCCAUUGAACCGCAAGAAAUACUGGAAAAGGUAAAAGAGGUGAUAGAAGAAGACAUACAAGGAACACAACAAACAGGAGACGACGGGGCUGAAUUAAACGACAAACUCUUCGAUAACACCGAGGAAGGAGAAGAUGAGAGACCUGAAGAAAUAAUUGGUUGUGACGCCUGUGGAGAAAUCAUUGAGGAUGUGGCUCUACCACUUGAAAUGACCACCAGGCGGAUUGUAGCAGAACAGUUCAUUACCGAAGGGUUUAUAAAUGAGAAUGACACACAAGCGAUCGGGAUGAACCAAACACUAAGAGUGCUUACGCCAGAAGAGAAAGCAUUGCGAAGACAGGAAAGGGAGAAUAGGACAUUAGAAAGAGAAUCAGACAAGAGGAGGAGAGAAGCAUUGAGGAUAGAAACAAAGAACAACAAGACGAUUGUUCGAAUAGCCGAGAGGAGACGACAAGAAGCACUCUUCAACAUCACCCGAGCUCAGAGUAAACGCAAAUUCAGGAUGGAAAAUGCGUGUUCAAAGUCCGUCUACCUGAAGUACCAGAACUUGCUCUACAAGGAUACCCUGCGGCAUCUGUUCGUGGUGGAUAGUCAGAAACUGAUGUUCUGUUAUAUCCCAAAGGUAGGCUGCAGCAACUGGAAGCGCAUCCUCAUGGUUCUCAGUGGCAAAAAGAACAGCAUGGACAGUAUCACAUCUAGAGAGGCACACUCCAGGAACGGCUUGACUCGUUUCGGAUCACUGUCCAUGGCCGAACAGUUCUACCGGCUCAAGAACUACCGAAAGGUCAUGUUCGUCCGGGAACCAUUCACAAGGAUCAUAUCGGCUUUCAAGAACAAGUAUAAAGAUCUGAGCGUGUUCCGCCAAGCACCGGAAUACCUGAAGCAGUUCGCACGACGGAUCAUGAGGAAGUACCGUCCAGGAGCCUCUCCUCACGAACUAACGACCGGUGAAAACAUCACCUGGGCAGAGUUUACAGACUACCUGGCUGAUCCUCUAGAGAGUCCUAACUUUGACGAACACUGGAAGGAAAGCUACAAGCUCUGCUCCCCGUGUAAAAUCAAAUACGACUUCAUUGGCAAGCUCGAAAACAUCGAGAAUGAGGCGAAUUAUGUCUUGCAACAUUCAAAUUUUACCAUGAACCUAACAUACCCAAGUCCAUCAAAUAGUCACCCGACAAACAGUGCUUCAUUGAACAUUAGUUAUCUUUUCGAAGACUUCUCCAAGGAAAAAUUGCAGGCACUUUGGGAUAUAUACAGGAUUGACUAUGCACUUUUUGAUUAUGAGAAACCGUCGUUUGUGCCUUAAGGAAGGACAUUAUCCUCUGAAUUAUGCAAUUAUUUGACAGUUGUUUCCCAAGACCUUAUACUAAUUUUAGUUUUCUUUAAAAUACGUUAUACGAUGUUUCUCACUUGUACUCCUUAAAGUAUCCAGGUCGGUGGUCUUGAUGAAAGCCAAUGGCAUGCAUGCUACAUCUUCCCAUUGCAUUGGAAAAGUAAAGAAUAAUACAGCUCUCCUUAAUGAUGGGACUCAAGUAGCCGCUUAGUAUUCACUGCCUUAUAACUGAAUUUUAACUGGUAUGAAAACAGACACUUUUUGUCAAAUUUACCGCGUUUUCAUGAAUCCAGUUCUUAAAUAACGUCAUUUAUUCCAAAAACAGGGAAACUGAUCUAAAAUAAAGUUAUGCCACCUCCAACAUGAGGCUCCAACCAACACCCUCCCCGUCCCUUGACCCGACACUAUAAUCCGUAUCUUGUGUAUCUAGCUUAGGUAAAACUUUCGUAAAACAUGUUAAAUUAAAUUUACUCAUUAUUUUUAAUCCUCUUUUUGGUAAAUAAUUAUCGUAAUGGAAGAUAAGCAUUGUGCUCUGGCUUAAUCCUGCAUACUUUUGUAUUUUUGGGGUUUAUCAAUAAAAGUAUUCCUAAAGUUGCGCAAGACUUUACGAUCUACUUAAGAUAAUCUCGAAGUACUCGGUAAGAUAAUGAACAAAAAUAAAGAAUUCCAUUUAGAUUUUUCGUAAACUGUUGUUUAUUUUUACAAUAAUUUUGUUGAUCUUAAUUGAUUUUUUCUGAUGCUCGGUGAUUGAAAAUGCCACUUGAUUUUCCAUAAUUAUCUACACUUCACGAACAUCUUCGUUAAACAUAAAUUUGAUAAUCUUGAGAAAUGAAUCAAAUACGAAACUACUUGAUGUUUAAGAGCAACAUGGCAUUUGAAAAUAAAACCCUCAUUAACUUCCUUUU
Messenger RNA from Lytechinus pictus (painted urchin), 2722 nucleotides. Its product is annotated as carbohydrate sulfotransferase 11-like. Bases 315 to 1790 code for a protein of 491 amino acids. The record is from RefSeq and is a predicted model, not a curated record. Gene Ontology annotation, cellular component: membrane. The transcript has 4 exons. Gene Ontology annotation, molecular function: sulfotransferase activity. NCBI's taxonomy places the organism in Eukaryota, Metazoa, Echinodermata, Echinoidea, Temnopleuroida, Toxopneustidae. Gene Ontology annotation, biological process: carbohydrate biosynthetic process.